Peniophora sp. CBMAI 1063 is the source of this 1863-nucleotide messenger RNA. Lineage: Eukaryota; Fungi; Basidiomycota; Agaricomycetes; Russulales; Peniophoraceae. The record is from the annotation of a GenBank genome assembly.
AUGAGCGACCGAAGUAGCUCUCCAAUGGAUACGAUAGACGACUGGGAGGAACUGACGUGUGAAGGGCUCGCCCGUCGCGGCUUCAAGCCCGCACCCCGCGUCUCGAUACACGCCAAAGACCUGCAAGCGCAUAUCGCGGACUAUCCGAUCUCCGGGAUACCUCUCGUCAUUGAAGGCUUGCAUGAACAUCGAGCGUUUGUAAAGAAAAUGUUCAAUGCGGACUGGUACAUGAAACACGGCCAGCAAGAGCUGGAGGUCCGAGACGUUGAUGCCCGCACCGAUCGGAAAAUAUCCACGGCAGACUUCAUCAAGCGCUGUCGUGCGCUCAGCAAUGGCGACACCGGUUUACAAACUUUAUACGCUAAAGACGCCCAAUGUCCGGAUGAAUGGUAUCAGUGGGCAACCCAAAGGGGCGCGAUACCAUCAGAUCUCGCUCCGUCUGGCACCGAUGAUGCGUUCCAGUAUAUGCCCCAAGAGAUUCGACCAGAAACCAUCAUGUGUUAUCUGGGUACAGGUGGAACAUACACGCCUUGCCACAAGGAUCUGUGUGCGUCGUCCGGUCAGAACUUGAUGGUCUUUACGGAGGACGACGGAUCUUCUUUCUGGCUCAUGACGAAGAGCAGUGAUGCUUACCAGGUCGCGACAUACUUUCGCCGGGAGCUCAAGCAACUCAUCGACUGGGAGAACCAUACGAUUACGCUCGACGAACUUCAGAAAGCACCGUUUGACGUCUAUUAUGUCCAACAAAGGCUCGGUGACUUCGUCCUUGUCCCUCCUCGGAGUUGUCAUCAGGUCGUCAAUCAGGGCGGCCUCUCUAUCAAGCUAGCAUGGUCACGUAUGACAGUGAAAGGGCUUGAGACCGCGCUCUUUCAUGAAGUACCUCUGUAUCGAAGGGUGUGUAGGAAGGAGACGUACUGCGUAAAGAGUAUGAUCUGGCACGCCGUUCGCGUAGCGACCGAGCGUGUGGAGGCCGAACCCACGGAUCGGAAAAAGCAAAGACAGAGCUCGUCAGCAGGCGAUCUCCCGAAGCUCGCGGAGCUGCUACGCGCCGUGCUCGUCGAGGAAUUUCAUCCCGAACAAGACGGAUUUACCAAAUUCGCGGAUGACGAGAGUCAAGCCGACUCGUUCUCUUGCGACUACUGCCAGUGCGACAUCUUUGUGUCGUUCUUCGAAUGCCGUGCAUGUCCCGGGAACGCGUCUUCUACAGAGAACGGGGCGGUGUCUGAUGAGGACGUGCAUAUGUGUCCGGGCUGCGUGGCAGAAGGCCGCUCCUGCGCUUGUGCCAGGCCCAUGACGCCUGUUCAACGCUUCCCGUACAGCCAGGUCAGAGAGGGGUACAACCGUGCGGUCCGUGCCCUCCGAACGGCGACGGAAGGCGACGAGUGGCGGGAAUUAACUCCUUCAGAAGAACCCUGCACGGCCGUGAACCGUGAGAUUGGACUGUUCAAGGGGGCGGUGGCGCUCACGAGGCAGGCACGCGGGCGCCAACCAAAGGAAACAAUACGCUGUUACGGUAACUACGCUCGAACGGAGCAACACAUUGUGAAACGAUCACACGCCAUCUCAUGCAAAGGCUGCCAUUUCGCCCUCUGCUACGAACACUGGGCCACAGUAGGCAUCCACUCAUCUGAGAUCGCCCUCGUGCGCCAGCUUGAUACGAAGGACGGGAAGCUAUGGCACAGUCGCCAUCGCAUGCUCAAGCAAGCCUGGGAAGGGGAAAGACGCACUGUGGCCGAGGCAGACGCCGAAGGGGCUGCUCUGCCACCGCCCCUUGUUUCCGGUAGAUUGGCGGAAUUUUGUAUCGAAUUUCCUUAUUCGCGGCCUAAUCCGGGCGUCCGGAUCGGCUUCUACGAUCUUGAAUAG